CUGGUUCCGGUUCACCUCUGGCUCCAUGGCGACCGCUAGAGGACCGGCGUAUCUGCUGAUAUUAGGCAGAUGGCGCCGCCGCCUUGGAAUAGCUCCGCAGUCCCGAGCGCUCGCUGCCAUCGUGCCCGGCGUAUCCCAGGUGGAUAACAAGUCUGAUUUCCUGGGGAAGAGGUCCCAUCGCCGGCACCCCGGCAUCCUGCAGCUGUCGCGCGUGCAGGUGCCGCAAGUAUUGGUUGACGCCGCGCAGUUACUGCUGCUGGAGAGCUCGAUGCCCAAAAUGGAGAAACAGGUGCAAGCACUGAACAAUUAUCUCUGGAGUCGGCAUUUACCUGUAGAGCCAGAGGAGUUGCAAAGACGGGCUGUCCAUCUUGAGAAAAAAUUUCUGGAAAACGCAGACUCAUGUCAGAUGGAAAAACUUUGUGGAGAAGUGCUGCAUGCUCUGCGUAGAACUACCUAUCAUUGGCAAGAGUUGAGCUACAAUGAGGGACUGAGCCUGGUGUAUAUGGCAGCAAGACUGGAUGGUGGCUUUGCAGCAGUCUCCAGGGCAUUCCAUGAGAUCCAAGCUCGACUUCCAGAGUUCCAGCCACAAACCUUGAUGGACUUUGGCUCAGGUACUGGCUCUGUCACCUGGGCUGCUCAUAGUACUUGGGGCCAGAGCCUACGUGAAUAUAUGUGUGUGGACAGCUCAGCAGCCAUGUUGGAAUUGGCAGAAAAGCUACUGAAAGGUGGUUCAGGAUCUGGGAUGCCUUAUGUGCCGGGUGUCUUUUUCAGACAGUUUCUACCUGUAUCACCCAAGGUACAAUUUGAUGUGGUGGUAUCAGCCUUUUCUCUCAGUGAACUGCCCAGCAAGGCCAACCGCACUGACGUAGUCCAAACCUUGUGGCGUAAGACAGGUCAUUUUCUGAUAUUGGUGGAGAAUGGAACAAAAGCUGGGCACUCCCUUCUCAUGGACGCCAGGGACCUGGUCCUUAACGGAAAAGAGAAGGCACCUUUGGACCCUCGACCUGGUUUUGUCUUUGCCCCGUGUCCCCAUGAACUUCCCUGUCCCCAGUUGACAGCCUCUAAGCCCCUGGCCUGUAGCUUUUCCCAGGCCUACCAUCCCAUCCCCUUCAGCUGGAACAAGAAGCCAAAGGAGGAAAAGUUCUCGAUGGUAAUCCUUGCCCGAGGGUCUCCGGAGGAGGCUAAUCGCUGGCCCCGUAUCACUCAGCCUGUUCUUAAACGGCCACGCCAUGUGCAUUGUCACCUGUGCUGUCCAGAUGGGCAUAUGCAGCAUGCUGUGAUCACAGCCCGCAGACAUGGCAGGGAUUUGUAUCGCUGUGCCCGUGUCAGCUCCUGGGGAGAUCGUUUACCUGUGAUCACGCCAUCUGAGCUUCCUCCAUCACCUGCUCAAGAUCCCCCUGAGAGAUGACAAGGAUGUGUAACAUGUGUUUUCUUCUAUCAUGACUGCCAAGGCUGAAGCUACCUGGUAUCCAGGAUGGGAGUGCUGGUACUUUUACAGCAAAAAAAUAGUUAAAAUA
Molecule: messenger RNA, 1517 nt
Organism: Physeter macrocephalus (sperm whale)
Lineage: Eukaryota; Metazoa; Chordata; Mammalia; Artiodactyla; Physeteridae
Gene: METTL17
Product: methyltransferase like 17
Exons: 14
Coding region: 26-1408 (460 amino acids)
Biological process (GO): translation
Cellular component (GO): mitochondrial small ribosomal subunit
Molecular function (GO): methyltransferase activity; structural constituent of ribosome
Source: RefSeq, a predicted model, not a curated record